GGAGAUUUAUGAGUCACAGUGAGGAGAAAUAAUCUCCAUCAUGCUGCUGGAGUUGUUUUUUCUCAUCUUGUCAUCAUGUUGCAUCGGGGAGUCAAAGAGAAGAAAUGUCCUGCUAAUAAUUGCUGAUGAUGCUGGCUUUGAAACGGAUGUUUACAACAACUCUGUGGUCCGGACCCCCCACCUGCGCUCUCUGGCGCAGCGCAGCCUGGUGUUCAGCAACGCCUUCACCUCCGUCAGCAGCUGCUCCCCCAGCCGCUCCACCAUCCUCACCGGCCUGCCGCAGCACCAGAACGGCAUGUACGGCCUCCAUCAGGGUGUUCACCACUUCAACUCGUUUGAUGGAGUCCAAAGUCUGCCGCUGCUCCUCAGCCAAGCCAACGUACACACAGGUAUAAUAGGGAAGAAGCAUGUGGGUCCUGGUCCUGUAUACCCUUUUGAUUUUGCCUACACAGAGGAGAACAACUCAGUCCUCCAGGUGGGGAGGAACAUCACCCGCAUCAAACUCCUGGUCCGCAAGUUCUUCCAGACUCAUAAAGAGGAAGUCUUUGAACCAAGGCGAAAGAAAGAAGAGAACAAAGACAAUAUAAAAGAAGAAGAGAGGCCGUUUUUCCUCUAUGUCGCCUUUCACGACACCCACCGAUGUGGACACUCGCAGCCCCAGUACGGAGCUUUCUGUGAGAAGUUUGGGAACGGAGACAUGGGGAUGGGCAGAAUACCUGACUGGACACCAGAAUAUUACACACCAGAACAAGUCAAGGUUCCUCCUUUUGUUCCGGACACACCUGCAGCACGAGCCGACCUGGCUGCACAGUACACCACAGUCAGCAGGCUGGACCAAGGAAUCGGUCUGGUCCUUCAGGAGCUCAGGGAUGCUGGUUAUGAGAACGACACUCUGGUGAUCUACAGCUCAGAUAACGGGAUCCCCUUCCCCAACGGCAGGACCAACCUGUACCGCUCCGGGACCGCUGAGCCCAUGCUGGUCUCCUCUCCAGAGGACCGGCAGCGCUGGGGGGACACCAGCCAGGCCUACGUCAGCCUGCUGGACAUCACUCCCACCGUCCUGGACUGGCUGUCUGUCCCGUACCCGUCCUACUUCCUGCCCGGCAACCCCCGCGACCCGGUCCACCUCACCGGUCGCUCCUUGCUGCCGGCGCUGGUCUCUGAGCCCAGCAGCUGGCACACCGUCUACGCCAGCCAGUCGCUGCACGAGGUAACCAUGUACUACCCGACCCGCUCCGUCCACCAGGGGGCGUUCCACCUCCUCCACAACCUCCACUACCGCAUGCCCUUCCCCGUGGACCAGGACCUGUACGUGUCGCCCACCUUCCAGGACCUUCUGAACCGGACCAGACUGGGCGAGCCCACCCACUGGUUCAAGAGCCUGCAGCAGUAUUACUACAGGGAGCGCUGGGAGCUGUUCGACUCCAGGACCGACCCUCUGGAGUCCAGGAACCUGGUCUCAGAUCCGUCCUACAGCUCCGUGCUGCAGAGCCUGAGGCAGAGUCUGCAGAAGUGGCAGUGGGAGACAGGAGACCCCUGGGUCUGUGGGCCAGACUACGUCCUGGAAGACAAGCUGGAGCCGCACUGCCGACCGCUCUACAACGGACUGUGAUGGUCCUUCAACUCAUCCUGACCCACAUCAGGACACAUUCUCCUUAUAAAAUAAAUGACAUGUAUUUGUAGUUUUUAUUUUUGUAUGUCAGUGCUGCUUAUAAUGCUCCAAAAUAAACAAAACUUGAAUUUUCUUAA
Messenger RNA from Centropristis striata (black sea bass), 1749 nucleotides. It is a transcript of the gene sgsh, whose product is annotated as N-sulfoglucosamine sulfohydrolase (sulfamidase). Gene Ontology annotation, molecular function: N-sulfoglucosamine sulfohydrolase activity. The record is from RefSeq and is a predicted model, not a curated record. Gene Ontology annotation, biological process: heparan sulfate proteoglycan catabolic process; glycosaminoglycan catabolic process. The transcript has 9 exons. Lineage: Eukaryota; Metazoa; Chordata; Actinopteri; Perciformes; Serranidae. Bases 41 to 1612 code for a protein of 523 amino acids.